GGGAACAGAUAAUCUCGCAAGGGGAGUUGGAAGGUCGUGGGAAGAGUUACGACGUUAGUUUGUCAAAGGGGGAAAAAAAGGUUCGGGAAACCGAAGGAGGGAAAUGUUUCGCUUGGCAGCGUGGGCCGUCGUGGUACUGGCGGCGGUGGGCGCCAGCCCAGGCGGACGGGUCGAGAACGUUCUGGAGGAGCCGAGCGGACGGGCCGAGAACAUUCUGGAAGCUCCGCGCGCCGACCAGUGCACGGGCUUCGCCAACAGUCUGCGGUUCGACUGCUACCCGGAGGACGACGCUAGCGAGGAGAAGUGCCAGAACCGCGGCUGUUGCUGGCGCUCGCCGGACACCUCGUCGACAGCGUCGGAGCGGGUCGCACUCAACAUCCCGUACUGCUUCUACCCGCAGAACUACGGCGGCUACAAGUUCCUCAACAUCAGCGACGCCGCGUUCGGCAAGACGGCAUACCUGCAGCGGGGGACCAAGUCCUACAUCCCCAACGACAUCAGCAUCAUCAGGAUCGACGCCAAGUUCGAAUCUCAGAGCAGGCUCCAUGUCAGGAUCUACGAUCCUUCAAAAGAGCGAUGGAUCCCACCUCUGCCGGAAAUGCCUCAAGUGGACACCAAAGCGACCAACACUGAUUACGACUUCGUCAUCGAGGAAUCCAAGAUAGGCUUUAAAGUCUCUCGCAAGGACGACAGCGAAGUUCUGUUUAACACGCAGGAUCUCGGAGGGCUUAUUUACGCCGAUCAGUUUAUUCAGAUGUCGACACUUUUACCAACAAACUACAUCUACGGUCUGGGAGAGCAUCGGGCGCAUUUCCCUCUGAGCACAACAUGGCAGCGGUUCACAACCUGGAACAGAGACAUCGCACCUUCAGAAUACACAAACUUGUACGGGACACAUCCUUUCUACCUCGCCAUGGAAACUUCAGGGAAAAGUCACGGUGUGUUGAUGUUCAACAGCAACGGCAUGGACGUGCUACUGCAGCCCACACCGGCGCUCACGUACAGGACGGUGGGCGGGAUCAUCGACCUGUACUUCUUCCUCGGACCCUCGCCCUCUGACGUGGUCAAGCAGUACACCGAGCUGGUGGGCAGGCCCUUCCUGCCGCCCUACUGGGGCCUGGGCUUCCACCUCUGCAGAUAUGGAUACAAAACUCUUACCGAAACGAAGGCAGCCAUGUCGAGAACUCAGCAGGCUGGAAUUCCGCUCGACACCAUGUGGAACGACCUGGACUACAUGAAGGACCAGAACGACUUCACCUACGACACCAGCACGUUCGCCGGUCUGCCCGAGUUCGUAGAUCAGCUGCACACGGACGGCAUGCACUACAUCCCGCUGAUAGACCCGGGGAUCAGCGCGUCGGAGGCCUCCGGCACGUACCCGCCCUACGACCGCGGCGUGGAGCUGGGCGUGUUCGUCAAGGACUCCGCCGGGAAGCCCUUCCUGGGAAAGGUGUGGAACCCGCAGUCGACCGCCUUCCCCGACUUCACGAACCCCAAGGCGCUGGACUACUGGAAGGAGAUGCUGACCACCAUGUACAAGCUCUUCAAGUUCGACGGCGCGUGGAUCGACAUGAACGAGCCCGCCAACUUCCUGGACGGCAGCACGACGGGCUGCGACAAGAACUCGCUCAACAGCCCGCCCUACACUCCGGCCGUGGCUGGGGGAGCCCUCAUCUCGCGCACCCUGUGCAUGGACGCGCAGCAGCACAUGGGCAAGCACUACGACGUGCACAACAUGUACGGCUUCACGGAGACCAUCGUCACCGCCACAGUAUUGUCGGAGAUACGACAAAAACGACCGUUCGUGAUCUCUCGGUCUACGUUCAUCGGCCACGGCCACUAUUCCGGCCACUGGAGCGGAGACAUAUCUUCUUCGUGGAGCGACAUGGCCUGGACGAUACCAGAACUGCUGAGCAUGAGCGUCUUCGGCGUGUCUCUGAUGGGAGCAGACAUCUGCGGCUUCAACGGCGGCGCCUCGGCGACUCUGUGCCAGCGGUGGAUGGAGCUGGGCGCCUUCUACCCCUUCUCGCGCAACCACAACACCAAAGACGUGAACGCGCAGGACCCGGCCUCCUUCGGAACGGAGGUGGCCGAGUCGUCCCGCAAGGCGCUGCUGACCCGCUACUCGCUGCUGCCCUACCUCUACACGCUGCUGUGGGCCGCCCACGCAGAGGGCAGCACCGUCGUCACGCCGCUCUUCUUCGAAUUCCCGUCGGAUAAGGACUCGUAUGCCGUGGACACUGCCUUCAUGUGGGGCUCUGGCCUGCUCAUAGUCCCGGUGUUGACAGAGGGCAGCACGGAGGUGACGGUGUACCUGCCCAAGGCGCAGUGGUACAGCUUCUACACUGGCGCGCUGCUGUCCCCCGGUGGCGCCAACACCACGCUGUCGGCGCCCUUGGACACCAUCCCCCUGCUGGUGCGAGGCGGCGCGGUGCUGCCCAUGCAGACCCCGGCAACCACCACCACGGCCGCGCGCAAGAACAAGUUCGGCCUGAUGGUGGCCGCCGACCCCAGCGGCGCCGCGACGGGCAGCCUCUACUGGGACGACGGCGACACCCUGGGCACCUACGAGCAAGGGGCGUACAACCUGAUCACGUUCACGCUGCGAGACUCGCAGCUGACGGGCACCCCGACCCACACGGGCUACACCGGCGAGAGCAUGGUCCUGGGCAACAUCACGGUGCUGGGGGUCAGCUCUGCCUCCUCGGUCAGCGUCAACGGGGCGAGCGCCCCCUUCACCUUCGACUCCAGCAACAAGGUCCUGAAAAUGGAUUCGCUCUCAGUUUCCCUAACAGAUGCAUUUACUAUCAAGUGGUCUUAAGAUAAUAAGUAUUAAAAACAAGGAUGUGACAUUUUGAGUUAAAAUAUUUAGUAGCUCAAAAAAAUAAUAAAUUUAUUUAAAAUGCCACAA
Messenger RNA from Bacillus rossius redtenbacheri, 2911 nucleotides. RefSeq names its product lysosomal alpha-glucosidase-like. Gene Ontology annotation, molecular function: alpha-1,4-glucosidase activity; carbohydrate binding. NCBI's taxonomy places the organism in Eukaryota, Metazoa, Arthropoda, Insecta, Phasmatodea, Bacillidae. The record is from RefSeq and is a predicted model, not a curated record. Gene Ontology annotation, biological process: carbohydrate metabolic process. The transcript has 17 exons. The coding region runs from base 104 to 2821 and encodes 905 amino acids.